AUGGCCGCUGCCGUAGCUGAACACCCGCGUUUCUUUCCUUCGCAUCAUGAUGCGCUGAGCCACGAUGAUUUCGAAACAGCUUCGAUCCGCUCUGCCGCGCCGUCUUAUUUCUCAGACGCGCCCUCUUACCACUCGAUCGCUCCGCAUCCCGAGCCUAUUCCUCCUUACUCCCCGCCUAUCAACAACAACAAUGUGAACCGCACGGCCGCUGGCUCCACUCAACACCCAACGUCCCUGCUUCCUGCCGUCCCGGCCCCGAGCCGUUCCGGGAACUCGACGCCCCAACCCCACCGAACCACCGGCCUGCCCCCGAUUCCUCCGGCGCCGCCCAGCGCAGCCCCACGACUCGAUCAGUUCCGCAUUCCCACGUGGUCAACGGUGCACACAAAUCCGACGCUGAAUAACGUCGCCCGAAGACGCAUGAACCAAGGUGCCGAUCCCGUUGCCCACCUCCGUCGCUUUAUGUCUGAGCGAAUGGCCGAGGAGGAGGCGGCCCAGCGAGCUCGGGACUCCCGACCGCUCGAGGACCCUUACUUGGUCGGCGAGGAGGCCGCUGCAAGUGCUCGCAGGGAGAGACUUGCACGCGAGUCUGGUGAGGAUAUUCUCUGGGACGAGGAUCGCCGUUGGAACCGCUUUCUCGCGCAAAUGCAAACUUGGGAGGACCGCGAUCGCAGUAGUUGGAGAAAUCUGCGUCAGCCUCCGCCAGCACAGCGCAAGAAGCUGACCCGCCGCCUUGCAGGGCGUCUUUGGUAG
Molecule: messenger RNA, 753 nt
Organism: Colletotrichum abscissum
Lineage: Eukaryota; Fungi; Ascomycota; Sordariomycetes; Glomerellales; Glomerellaceae
Exons: 3
Coding region: 1-753 (250 amino acids)
Source: RefSeq, a predicted model, not a curated record